This is a messenger RNA of Cryptotermes secundus, 6183 nucleotides long. RefSeq names its product IDLSRF-like peptide. NCBI's taxonomy places the organism in Eukaryota, Metazoa, Arthropoda, Insecta, Blattodea, Kalotermitidae. The coding region runs from base 169 to 783 and encodes 204 amino acids. Gene Ontology annotation, molecular function: protein binding. The record is from RefSeq and is a predicted model, not a curated record. The transcript has 4 exons.
ACAGGCGCGUACUAUCCGACGCGACGGCUUUCGGCUGGUUUUAAGGGCAGGCCCUGCUUUCUGUAGUGUUGAGACAGUUGCCACUCGCUUGCCAGCCUCUUCUCCAGCGCGAGGACCACACAUACACACUCACACUCCUUCAUCACCAGAUCUGCAGCUGAAGAGACAAUGGUGCGCGCUUCGACUCCCAGGCACCUCGUACUGAUGGUGGUAGCUCUAACGGCGCUUUGCGUCGCCCUGCCGCAAUCCGUAAUGGCCAUCGACUUAAGUCGACUUUAUGGUCAUCUUAACGCCAAGAGGAAUGGCGACGCGUGUCACCCUUACGAGCCAUUCAGAUGUCCUGGCGACGGGAUCUGCAUUUCCAUUCAGUACCUGUGCGAUGGCGCGCCAGACUGCCCCGACGGCUAUGACGAAGACUCUCGACUCUGCACAGCGGCGAAACGUCCACCUGUAGAAGAGACGGCAAGUUUCCUGCAGUCCCUCCUGGCAAGCCACGGACCCAACUACUUGGAAAAACUUUUCGGCAGUAAGGCUAGAGACGCACUGGAGCCGCUCGGAGGGGUUGAGAAGGUGGCCAUAGCGCUCUCAGAAUCUCAGACCAUCGAAGACUUUGGAGCGGCACUGCAUUUGAUGCGUUCCGAUUUGGAACAUUUGCGUUCCGUCUUCAUGGCAGUAGAAAACGGAGACCUGGGGAUGCUCAAGAGUCUAGGCAUCAAGGACUCCGAACUGGGUGACGUCAAAUUCUUCCUUGAGAAACUGGUGAACACCGGCUUCCUGGACUGAACCCCCUUGCCCUUCACUCUUCCUGUUCGGAAAGAAACGCAACGUCAUUACUUCACUUCCUUCCUUGCUCCGUUACAUGUCCACUCCUCUUUGUUUCAUAAGCCUGAAUUGACUUCUGUAGCCAGUCUGAUAUCUCUCUGUCGUCUAGCUGUCCACCGACUUCAGUAUUCAUGGAUAAGACAUAUUAAUGUCAAUUAAUGCAGUAAGACAUAUCAUUAACAAUACAGUUCUAAACACAACCCAUUAUAUAUAUCAGACAUGCCUAUCAAAUUAUUUGCGUAUUGCUGCAUUUCAUGGAUUUAACUUUGUUUUAUUUGUUUUUUACUCUAAAAAUAAGUUAAAUGGGUGGAAGUAGCAAUAUUACUUCCCUAUUAAUUCCUACAGAUUUUGUUAAGUUGUAUUUUGCCAGUCACUACAGAAUUAGGAUCAUUUGUAUUAAAGUUAUGGAAAAUGUCGCUGGAUCAGAAAAUAAUGUUAACUCAAAAUUUUAUUUUACAACUCUGUAGUUUUGUUAUUUGACUGAUAGUUUGCUUUCAUGAUAAUGAUCGUUUCCACGGACUAGUGAUUGCGUGCUUUGUUUCCUGUCCGACCGUGAUCACUACACUACUGUCAUCGAUCUUACAACUUUUCGCGGGAUCGUAAAUAAACAACUUUUCUACAUUCUCUCUGUCUCAAAAGAAAUUUUUCUCCAAAUCAACCCUUUCAGAUGCUGUGGAAUGCAUUUCCUUACACUAACUUCAUUAUUAGUACCCUUCUAGAGAUUCAGUUUUGCUGCGCACAGUAGAGAAUCAGUCUGUUUGUUUAUAAAACAAAUUCACUUGACUAAAAUUGUACACAAGUGAAAUAAAUAACAACACUUUCUACUUGAACAGAUGAUGUGGGCUAGACGGUUGUGUGUGGCCAACAUACCUAUGUGCCCCCCUACACCAUUUCCUUCAUGUAUCACAGAGAUGAUUUUAAGUCCUCUUUAUCAGCAACCGACCAACAAAUAUGAAGAAAAACAUAUUUCAAGUUCAAAUAAUGUAACUAAUCAAUGUUAAUUAAUGUAACAGAAUUCAUAUAAUUUAUGUAUUAAUCAACAACCAACUCAUCACUUGUCAGUCUUUUAACGUAUUCAGAUGUGUGUUUAAGUAGGUUGUAGGAAUACAGCUAUCAGAUGAACACAUAAAGAAGUCAUUAUCUCUUUAAUGGUCUUAAUUUAAUAAGAACUUACAUUUAAGGUAUUCAGUUUGUGGUACAGGAUUUUAAUAUUUGAUAGAAUAUAUUGAAAACAGUAUGUGUAUUUGUAACACAGACUUAUUGCCUGAUAAUCUAUCUAUACCAUGCCGACGGUUGAGUGUGUUAGAACGAGAAUAACACAAAUAAAAUAAUAAUCCAAUAUCUUAUUUCCAUAUUUUCGGAGAAUAUUCACUAAAUAAUAAAUGAUGUAAGCUUUAAGUGCAUACAUUGGAAGCCCGUUACUGUGCUUUUCAUAUGCAAUUGAAAUUUCCUCUUUCCAUAACUGAGCAUCCUAGAGGCAUUUUCAUAUGGCUGAAGAAAAACAGAAAGUCCAUAUCUCUUGGCUCGUCUGUAUUAUUUUCGCUUUCUAAAUAAUACUUUAUAAUUUUAAAAAUGUGUAUGAGUGAGCAUUGUUUCUGCUUUCGCAGAAGAGAUACCUCCUCCUCACAGUGGCUGGCCGAGCAUUCAGACAAAAACAUUCUUCUUACUCAUGAAAGCCCAAUAGGUAAGAGAUAAAUCAAGCAUCCAGCUCCUUCUUCAAGAUACCACUUACCUACUGAAGGUCUUUACAGAAAUCAACUCAAAUAUAAUGUCGGCACGGUAGCACAUUUGUAGAUGGUUUAGGCCUAGGAACGUGAAAUACGUAUCACUGAUAAUCGUUUCUAGGAAAGUUUAGAAUUAAUUUAUAGUCAUAGUAAAAUUAUAUAAUUAGGCGCAAUCUUGUAAUUUACAAAUCAAAUACGUCGCUUAUAAUUUUCGUCUUUUCUCCGGUGUAUUUUCGUAACAUUUCUAAGAUAUUGUGUAAUAUCUGUAUAGUCGACAUAGAUAUCUAUUGGAGUUCAUGUACCUUUUGCAGUAGAUAUUACUUACGAAGAGAAUUUAACGCAACGUUGUGUGAUAUGUAGUGGGCAAGACAUGUGGGUUUAUAAUGAUGUAAGUUAUGAGCUCUUAUCAGCACCAGUACAAUAUUACAUUAAUUCAAGUUUUGUGACUCCAUCAUUAAACAAUUACAAUAUUGUGAUCGCAUGGUAAUCUUUCCUCCACAGUGACGAGAACAAAUUCAUUUCAUGAAACAAAACUACCAUCACUAUACACAAACAUGGAAUAAUUUACGAAACUUCUUGCUUACGCGCCAAUUACAUGAUCGGGAAAACAGGCCUAAAAUGAGCGGAUGACUGUGAAGUAGAUGGAGAUUAUUAGAAAAAAUUCCUUAAUCUCUGUUUUCUUUUAUAAACAAACAUAUGCGUGUAUCGAAGAAGAGAGUGACAUCUUUUUAAUGAUAACACCACUUCGCGAUAAAUAUAUAAAUUGAAUUGAUAUAUAAAAAUUAAUAAUAUAAUUAAUAUAUUUGUUGUUGUAUAAUAUAUACGUAUAUAUAUUAUUUAAAAGAAGUGUUGGAAGGGAACUGUUCCCACGUAAUUUAUAAGUAUUAAAAUGAGGGAAACCUGUGCUUUUGCUAAUUACAAUUCUUUGUGGGCUGGUGUGAUGUCAAUAAAUGUGCAAAAUACAUAGUUUCCUUAAUAUUUUCAUCAGUCUUUGUGAAGGAUGCGCAGAAGUUAAAAGAAGGUGAUGGAAGGAAACCUAGUCAGACGCUGUUAUUUGCUCUGAAACUUUCUCACUUUCAACUAAUGACGUGUCAUGCUAACAAGUAAUAGGACGUAUAAAUGUUGUAUGAAACAUAGAAAAGAAGACUAUUUAGGCUUUAUAAAUUAACUUUUGUGGGACUGUAAACAUUGUAUUACUCUCUAAAACUUGAACCGAGAGAAUUCAUUGCCCGUGUAACAAUUAACACAACCACGAAAGUAAAUGUUACUAAGAAAAAGUUACAACGGGGUUUAUACUGAGCUGAAACCUUUAUGAAUUCAAAUUGUUCUCGUAUUUCUCAAUUAAAUUAGGGGCUAUAAGUAGGCUAACAUGACAAGACAUGUAUGAACCAGUAACUGAAUUAAAUUUGAGCCUCUUAAAAAGUUUAGGCUCUCCGAGCAAAAUUUAAGUUAUAAAAGUGAUUAUAAUUUUGUGGUAGUAAUAUCUUAUUACAGUACUAUUAUCCUAUUGAAUUAGCAAGUGUAUUCUAUACUUCAGGCGGACUACGAAAGAAACUGUGAUAUAUAUUCAUAAUAUUGUUCUAAUUAUAGAGAGUAUUUUUUGUAGUAACGGACUGUAUGGUUUCGAUUAUUGUAUAAGGUCUCAAAAUUAUAUUAUCAGUUGACGUAAUUACUGAUAGCAAAUGCGACUAAUUUAAUGUAUCUUUUGUAGGUACUUAAUUUUUUGGAGUAAUACAAGGCCCAUAUCUGCAGCUAGUUGUUAUUUUCAUAUUUAAGCGCCAUUAAUACAACAUAAAGUUUCAAAAUAUAGUCCAGACAUAAUUUUCAGUGAAUUGGUUGAAACAAAUGAACUUAUUUGCCUAUAAAUGUGUUUGUUAUAAAAUAAAAAUGACGUCCAAAUAAUACAUAUCAACAGUGCGGCCUGCAUUUUGUACCACAUAAUUGAAACCAUAGAGAGAACCCUUCAAUAUUAAUUUAAUAUUUAUCUUACUGUAUCACGAUUUCACUGUUUCGCAUUUAAAGACUUGGGAGAUAUCGUUAGUAUGUGGACUUUAAAUUACCAAGUAAAGAGAACAUCGGUUCAUGAAAAGUAAAGAUAUUAUUUCCUGUUUUCUGCAGAUCUGUUACAAAAUACUGUUUUAGAUAAAGUUCAGAAGAACAAAACGGCUAAGUGAAAUGAAGAAAUUGGCACAGAGUUAUGAUUUCCAAUGAGAGAAAAAUGAUAUGGCCAUACACCUGGACGCAUAACAUGUGGCAAUUACUUUUCCCCUUCAUGAGAUCUGUACAUACACAAGUCUCAAUGUUUUUAGAAUAUAUAUAUAUACACACAUUAUAGUAAUUAUAUCUCUUGUCUUUGUCGUUUUAACUAACAUACUGUAUCUAGUUUGUGUGUGAAGUUUUGUAGAUGAAGAAGCGCGCGAAUCCUAAACAAAACUAAAACACACUACACACAUAAUAAAGAAUACCAUUAUGAAGGUCUUUCAUAUUGUAACCGUGGCUGGAUGUGUGUACAUAUCAAAUUUAUGACUAUUAAUUAUUACAUUAGAGAUAAGACCUACUGGCGAAAUUAUUUUCAAUCGCCAUUAUACAUAAGUUAGAAUAUAUACAUGUGUAUGCAACGUUUCCACAACUCCCCAACACUCUAACCUUUUACUAUACUUCUCAGAUUUGCUCGUGUAAUUUGAAUAUGAGGCAAAUCUAAGAAAUACAAACAAAUAUUUAUGUACUAGUCAGAGGUGGUUCAGACGAUAGACAAUGACGGACGUCACGCUGAUGGUAUUAUUAUUCUUAUGACAUCUAGAUAACGACCUGACACGAAUUAUAUAUAAUACACGAACAUCAUAAAACGCAAUCACCAUCACGUGGAUUUAUGUAUAUUUUAUGUUAAGAUUCUCGUUCUUGACUUGUCUGUUGUCUGAUACUUUUGUUUUAGCUAAAAUAAAUGUCCCCAAGAAGCACCGUAUUCAUGUCUCCCUUUCCUGCCCAUCCAUCCCUUAAAACAUGUCCUUGGUGAGAGCUUUUUCCUUUCAGGAAACAACCUCCUUUCCUUGUCCGCCCCAUAUUCACGUAUAUACAGAUUCAAAGGUAUAACCGAGGUGAUGUUAAAACAAUUUAAGCCUCGCCUUCACAGCGUUAGACUGUGACAAAGGAGAGAUGACAGAUAUAUUGCCUCAAUUUUGUUUAGUUGUGAACAUUAUAAUUAUAUGAUAAAUAUAUAUUUUUGACGAAAUGUGCUAGUUGCUAUUCAUGUACUUUUUUUUUUUGCUUUCUAUUUCUGUAUAAAUACAUUAUAUCGACAGAUUUGAAAUAUUUCCUACCUAAAAUACUUGAUUGUUUAUGGGUUACUUAUCAGAUAAAUCAUUAUGUACAAGGUAUUUGUUGUACUCCAUUACAACCUACUUAGUACACACGAUUAAAAAACAACCAUACUAGAAAUGUAUUCGGGAAAAUCAAAGAGGAAAGAAAAAAUAUAUUAUACACACGCAACUAUUGAAAUUCCAAAAUAAAUUAUUCCUGAAAACCAACAAAACUAGAUAUUUUACAUCCAUGUUAUAAAAAUAACAAAUUUGUCAUGUUUUAUUUCUGGAAUUAUAUUUAAGUCCUCAAAAAUAAAGAACUUACAUUUUUAGCAAACUUA